UUUUCACAUACACUCGGUUAUCUUGCUGGUGUGUAAUUGUCUGCAAAGAGACUCUCACAGCAGACAUCUCUAAAAAGACUGAGGAGCAGAAGGAGAAGGAAACGAAUCUGAAUGCCAGCGAGGAUGCUGAAGGGAAAAGUGGCUGUAGUGAGUGGAUCGGCUCAGGGUUUGGGAAAAUCCUUCACACACAUCCUGCUGGAGAACGGAGCUCAGGUGGCCAUGUUGGAUGUGAAUGAGGUGCUGGGUCAGGAGCUGCAGGUCCAGUUGAAUCAGCAGUACGGAUCGGACCGGACACAGUUCUACAAAGCAGACGUGUCGUCAGAUCAGCAGUUUACAGAUGUGUUCCAGAAGAUUCUCAGCAAAUUCGGUCGCAUUGACAUUUUCUGUAACAACGCAGGAAUCGUUGAUGAGGAAAACUGGGAGAAAACCGUCUCCAUAAACCUGUCAGGAGUGGUGAGAGGAACGUAUUUGGCUCUGGAUCACAUGAAGAAGCAGAACGGUGGAAAUGGAGGCAUUAUUAUAAACGUAGCAUCGCGGGCAGGUCUUGGUCCGCUCCCAUCAGCUCCAAUUUACACAGCGACCAAGUACGGUGUGGUGGGAUUCACCCGCGCUGUCUCUAUGGCGUCUCAGGUCUCAGGUUAUGGUGUGAGGAUUAACGCUCUGUGUCCGAGUUUCGUCAGAACGGCGCUGAUCGACUCGUUUGACCAAGAAGAAAAAACAGGACAAUUUCACAGUCUGGUUUCUCUCACACGGAGUCUGAUGGACAAAUUCCCCAUGAUAGAGGUGGAGCAGGUGGCAAAAGCGUUUCUAUUCUUGGUGAAGGAUGAGAGUGUGAACGGAGCGGCUCUUUUAGUGAGGAAUGAAGGUGCAGGGUACGUCAAGUUCCCUACAGAUGUGGAGACCACGCCCAUCUCUCUGUAACCAUAGAAACCUGUUAGUCCUGGACCAAUCACAUUCAGUCUUAAUCCGAACCAAUUCUUUCUGAUUACAGAUUCCUUAUGAAGUGUUAUUACCCCUGUGUUUAGUACCCCUGUGUUUAAUACCCCAUGUUUAUUAUCCCCAUGUUUAGUACCCCUGUUUUUAAUACCCCCGUGUUUAGUACCCCUGUGUUUAGUACCCCCGUGUUUAGUACCCCUGUGUUUAGUACCCCCGUGUUUAGUACCCCUGUGUUUAUUACCCGUGUGUUUAGUAACCCAGUAGACUGUGAGAAUAAUCAGAGAUGAAUGAAUAAACCUUUACACAGUGAGUACUCUCCUGUUUAAUAGAUUAAUAAAAGGAAAUUUAUUUGGUUUAUUCUGUUCACACUGAGGUGUUUAUAAAAUCAUUUAUUCUGA
This is a messenger RNA of Ictalurus furcatus (blue catfish), 1334 nucleotides long. RefSeq lists its product as uncharacterized. Bases 112 to 921 code for a protein of 269 amino acids. The transcript is spliced from 8 exons. Lineage: Eukaryota; Metazoa; Chordata; Actinopteri; Siluriformes; Ictaluridae. The record is from RefSeq and is a predicted model, not a curated record. Gene Ontology annotation, cellular component: cytoplasm. Gene Ontology annotation, molecular function: oxidoreductase activity, acting on the CH-OH group of donors, NAD or NADP as acceptor.